Dreissena polymorpha is the source of this 2805-nucleotide messenger RNA. RefSeq lists its product as uncharacterized. The coding region runs from base 325 to 1557 and encodes 410 amino acids. The record is from RefSeq and is a predicted model, not a curated record. Lineage: Eukaryota; Metazoa; Mollusca; Bivalvia; Myida; Dreissenidae. The transcript has 3 exons.
UUGUGAACACACUUCUGACCGCAACAUUCUAUGGCAGUUGACUGAAGAUAGGAAAAAUUUACUGGUCACACCAUUAUUCAUGUGUUAUCAAUUAGCUUGUGAAAUAUUUAUUCACUUAUAUGAUAUCGCAGCGUCAAAUGACGCGUUUAAUUAGUAACCGGGAUGGGCCAUUUAUAAGUUGGUAGGACAAAUGAAAAUGUGAAUAGGAUAUUCGAUCACUAUUUUAGGAAUCAGUACAGAACCAUUCGAUACUUAGAUCGAACACCAAAGGUAUUGAAGACUUGUCAACUAAGAUUAAUUUUAAAAAUACUGUACUUCCACAUCAUGGGCAUCGCUGCUAGCAGUUCUGAGAGUUCAAGCUGGAAGUCCAAAGUAGAGUUUCACGAAGAUAACAAAUCACGAGAAUAUGAACAUUAUCAGCUUACAAACUGUUUGCUGGAUGCUCUCGGACACGAUGAAUACAUUAAGCACAUGAAGAUUUAUUCAUGUGACAUUAUCAACCCGCAAGAUAUAUUGUCUGUUUUUGUUUUUUUUCCAAUUUUGUAUUUUGUUAAGCAUAAAUUCAUUGUCUUUCAAACAAACAAAUGGUGGUAUUCGUUAGAAAAAGAUAAUGUGUACAUUACAAUUCAACGAGGAAAAACUGAAAAAACGGUCAAGGACCAAAAAAAAGAUACAGUGCGAACAGCGUGCGAAGAAAAAACAAUUUCUUUUCAUAAAGUCAGCAAAAACUCUAUCAGCGUGCAUAGUCUUAUACACGAGCUCAACAAAAAAGAUGCACUAAAGAUAGGUUACAAUCUGGCAAACCGUAACUGUAAUCAUUUUGUUGAUGAUGUACUGAAAUGGUUGCCAGAGAUAACAAACAAUAAUAAAAGAGCCAGCAUAACUCUUAAAGAAUGGCAUGUGGGUUUAGAAAAUUAUCUUAAAAACAAACAAAUCAAGUAUGAUAAUCCAAGACGAAUUUUUUUUGUAGGUACAACUUGCUUUCCUCUUUCGGGCGGUCAAGUAUUGGAACCAACAGGAGCUAGCAUUGUGGAACAAGACCAUAUGAUUACCGUUCUUACAAUGUUCAAUGCUUCUGGUGAAUUCUUACUUCCUAGGAUUGUUUAUCCGAAAGAAAGAGACAAUGAAAUAGAUAGGUCAGGUUUCGAUGAAGCAAGCUUCUAUUCAGUACCGGAUGGCUGGGCUUCGGUUAAUUCUGAAACUUUCGGAAGUUUGUUUGAAACUCUUCAAACGUUUGUUACUAAUCAAAGGAUUGGGUUGCCGAUCAUUUUAUUUGUUAAUGGCCAUUCAAAGGAUUUCAAACAACAGGGCAUUGAGUUUUGUGAAAUGAAUCGCAUGUAUCUUUAUGAUUUAUUUAAAAACCCCACGAAAUUUCUUCAAGAUCCAAUGACGCUUGCUUGGCAAAAGGCAGCUAAGCAAUGGAAAAAUACGAACAAGAGACACACCAUACCAAUAAAUAAAUUUACGACAGUGUUUUCGGAAGCUUGGAAACAAUUUGCAACAUUAACAAAUGCUCGAAAUGGCUUUCAGGAAUAUUCAUUGCUCCCCCGUGUCUAAUAAAAAAUUGAAUUAGCGAGACAUUAUUGUGUCAGCGUUUACUGGCAUAACCAAAUUCUGCAUAACUGUACGCCCCACCCCCCCCCCCCCCACACACAAACACAUCUUGUAUGUAUAAGCAUGACAUUUAGCACUGUGAUAACGAGAGAAUUUGGACACAAAUCCAACAUCAAAUAUAAUGUUAAAACAUCUCAGAUUAAGCAAAACGACUGUUUUUCUAUAUAUCUGCCUCUCUGCUCAACGUUUAGGAUCAUGUAAUUGUGUUUUUAUGAACUGUUUUUGCUUCUUUUUGUUUGAUGUCUUUGUAAGGUGCUACGGCUGUAAACUAAUAUUAGACACUAUUGUAUCACAUCACCAAUGUUUUCAUCGCUUUUUGAAUUACAUGAACAACAAAAACAUCAUGUACAUAAACUGUUUUAUUCCAAUGCAUGGAAAUAAACUCUGAUGCACUUAUAUGCGGAACUUCUAGGUCCUGGCAGAAAUCACUAGGAUAUGUAGAAGGUUCAAAAUGGUCCGAACUGGAACAUUUAGCCGUGAGGCGGACUACCGGGGCUGAGCUCAUUCAGCGGCAUAGACCUAUGCUUGUUACUUAAAUUACACAAAAAGUGAGAGUGUCGUAUUUGGUAUCAUGAAUCGUGAACUAAUUAAUGUGAAGGCAGAAUCGCAAUAGUGAAAUAGAGCAUGUACAAUUUUGCGAUUGUAAACACCGUUUCCAAAAAUGUCAUUAAUAUGCAUCAUCAAAAUAAAAACAAACGUUGAUUUAAGCUCACCUAUGUACGUAUUGGUGAGAUAUAAUGGUCACCCUUAUCUCGGAGUCCAUCGCCUUGCAUCGUUCGUCGAGCGUGAAACUUAGUCAACUUUUAUCGCGUGAUUUUUAUGAAACUGUGUGUUCAUCUGUACAUCGUCAAUUGUUGUUUGGCGCUUGGAAACUAGAUUUAUGUCAGGUCUGCAACAAUUUGUGUGACCAGCACUUCACUGGGCGUUUGAUGUAUUUUAUGUCACUCUUAUUUACCUUUGGUAUUCGUUAUAUUGAUAUUUUUCCGGCUAAAAUAACUCAUUAAACAUAAUCCACCGUAAAGAUUAAGAUCUCAAAUAAUUAACUUGUAUCUUUCAAAUCAGUUGCAGUCGUAGAUAAUUGAAAUGGAAAAGUUGAGUGUUAAAUUAAUAACUAUCAUCACACACGGUAAAUUUUAAAUCGGCUGUAACGCUGUUUAUUGAUGAUUUGUAAACAAGAAAUAUAUUUUAAAA